CAGAGGCUUAUACUAUUCCAUGGCUAUUGAAAUUCCAAAGGUGAACUUGAGCUCAGGCACCGGAGCCAUGCCCGUUGUAGGCAUGGGCACUGCCUCAUAUCCUCCAGUCGCACCUGAAACCAUGAAAGCUGCAGUCUUUCAUGCCAUCGAGAUCGGUUAUAGGCACUUCGACACGGCGUCUCUCUAUGGCUCGGAGCAGCCUCUUGGAAAAAUCAUUGCUGAAGCUCUACAAAACGGGCUCGUCAAAUCCCGAGAUGAGCUCUUCAUCACCUCCAAACUAUGGUGCACCGACAACCACCCGGAUCUUGUCCUCCCAGCACUCAGGAAGACUCUUGAGAACCUUCAAUUGGAGUACAUCGAUCUUUUUCUUGUUCAUUGGCCUGUGAGCAUGAAGCCUAGUGAAAAUAAAUUCCCACCUGAGAAAGAUUCUUUACUUCCUAUGGAUUUCAAGUCUACUUGGGAAGCUAUGGAGGAGUGUCAGAUGCUCGGCCUAACUAAGUCCAUAGGAGUCAGCAACUUCUCUUCCAAGAAGCUUGCUGAAUUGCUCUCAACGGCCAAGAUCUCUCCUUCAGUCAAUCAGGUGGAGAUGCACCCGGUGUGGCAGCAGCAGAAGCUGAGGGAGUUCUGCAAGAUGAACGGUAUCCACGUGACUGCUUACUCUCCGUUGGGGGCGAAAGGAACUCCGUGGGGCUCCAAUGAUGUUAUGGACAGUCCAGUGCUGAAAGAGAUUGCUGAGGCUAGAGGAAAGACUGUUGCUCAGGUUGCAUUGAGGUGGAUAUACGAACAAGGGGCAGGUAUGGUGGUAAAGAGCCAUAACAAGGAGAGGAUGAAGGAGAAUAUUCAGAUCUUUGACUGGGAAUUGACAGAAAGCGAGGCCCACCUGAUCGGUCAGAUACCUCAGCGGAAAGGACUUCCUGGAGACCAAUUCGUCUCAGCCACUGGGCCUUACAAGACUUUGGAGGAGUUGUGGGAUGGGGAGAUCUGAUACAAAAGGCUGGCUAUGAUCUGUACUGUUGGUGGGUUGAUUGCUCCGUGGGGCUCACUUGGGCACAUGAUCAUCUAUUUUAUGGGUGCUGCAUGGGGUUGGAAACUGUAUAAACUGUGUCAGGUCGACUAUCCUAUCUGUUUAGUUAAGAAACGAGAAUUGUCAUCUUAUACAAGUGGAAGAUAAGGUAAUCUGGGAUGGCUGUAUCAGAGUAUGUAUAGUUGUACAUAAUGGACCGUUCAGGGAAUGUUAGGACAUGCUGCCACGUGGCAACCUUAUGCC
Molecule: messenger RNA, 1267 nt
Organism: Magnolia sinica
Lineage: Eukaryota; Viridiplantae; Streptophyta; Magnoliopsida; Magnoliales; Magnoliaceae
Product: non-functional NADPH-dependent codeinone reductase 2-like
Exons: 4
Coding region: 20-985 (321 amino acids)
Cellular component (GO): cytosol
Molecular function (GO): aldose reductase (NADPH) activity
Source: RefSeq, a predicted model, not a curated record